UCUCAAUAUAACUGUAUCAGAGGAAUGUGAUGGGAGGGGCCAACAGACUCCAUCCUGUCCAUUGAUAGAUAUAUUACUAUAUAAGAGACGAUCACACUCUCAAAGGGUCACAUUUGGUCGAGUCUCAUUGCUGGAGUCACAGGACAUUCACAAUGCGGUGUCUGCUUUCAGCUUAUCUUCUGCCACUGAUUCUGCAUUCAUGCACCGGUGCAGACUGGUGCUACCAGACGCAGGUUAGCUGUACUUCCCACUGUAAAGGACCAGACAAAUGGAGUGACGUGAAUGAAGAAUGUGGGAAAAACAGACAGUCACCAAUCAACAUAGUGACGAAGAAAACCAAGCUGAGCGAGCGACUGACGCCUUUCAAAUUCACCGGCUACCAGGACACAUUCGAAAGCAUCAUAAAGAACAACGGCCACUCGGUUCAGGUCAGUAUUCCCAUCAUAGCCACAGUGUCUGGAGGAAACCUGGAUGGAACGUACAAGGCUGUGCAGUUUCACCUCCACUGGGGUAAAGACGGAGGGCCUGGAUCUGAACACACCAUCGAUGGAGAGCAGUAUCCCAUGGAGCUGCAUAUUGUGCACAUGAAACAAAGAUACAACAGACUUGAAGAGGCACUCAGAGAUCCUUCUGGAGUCGCCGUGUUGGGAUUCUUCUAUGAGGAGUCAAGCAGCUCAAACAGAAAGUACGACCUCCUCACACAUGCCCUGCGCAGCAUACAGAACACAAAUGGAAACACGACCCUUCGUAAGAUUUCUCUGAAUCAGCUCAUUCUGUCUGAAGCGAACAUGACUAACUAUUACCGGUAUGACGGGUCACUAACAACACCGGGCUGCACGGAGGCUGUGGUGUGGACAGUGUUUGAAAACCCCAUUCCCCUCGACAAGGAACAGCUUCGUGCAUUUUCCACCCUAAAAUUUAAAAGUGGGGAUCCAAUGGUGGGAACGUUCAGACCCGUGCAGCCUCGUAACGGACGUGUGGUGUAUCGGUCCAGCAGCGCGGCGGUCGCGGCCAGCGCCGUCCUCCUUUUGGCCUCCAUCAGCACAGCGUUUGGUCUGUCCCAUCUGAACUAGAGCAAGACCGACCCAUUACCUGCACAAGUAACACAAUGAGUUCUCAUCGAAUCAACGGACCAAAAGGAUCAAACCUAUAAAGACAAAUCACAGAAUUACAGUGUCCCAAACGCUUCCAACUGAAUAAAACCACAAACGAGCCAUUUCUACAGGAGUAGUUAGUGUAGAAACGAUGGUGGUCGACUGCAUGAGUAGAAGACCAUUAGACGUUUGCUCAUAGCUAUCUAUAGGAGCUGGACUAAAGCCACUCGGACCCUCUGUGAAGGUCUGACGUGUAAUAAAUGCAUGACCUUUAUCUGUUAUAGACAUCUGCCAAGACACAUGCAUAUACACACACACACACACACACACACACACACACAUACACAAACACACGGCUAUAUUUAUGAGGCUGGAAGGCUUUCAUGUGACAUGCUGGAGAUGUGCAUUACAAAUACACACAACGAUGAUCAGCACUCUACAAGAGUAUGAUGCAGAGGUCAAGGGUGAAAGGUCACAGAGCCUCGAGAAUAGAGCAGAGAGAAAGCCAGACAGCGCAAAUACACAACUUUACAUUUACAUGAAUUAAAUUGACACUUUCUUAUGGUGUUAUUACACAAACUUUAACCCCUUUAAAUGACCAAAUAUUACAGUGCAUUUACUAUAUAUUGGGUCACUGUAUAUAUAUAUAUAUAUAUAUAUAUAUAUAUAUAUAUAUAUAUAUAUA
This is a messenger RNA of Megalobrama amblycephala (Wuchang bream), 1779 nucleotides long. RefSeq names its product carbonic anhydrase IV a (gene ca4a). The transcript has 8 exons. The record is from RefSeq and is a predicted model, not a curated record. Bases 153 to 1073 code for a protein of 306 amino acids. Gene Ontology annotation, cellular component: plasma membrane. Lineage: Eukaryota; Metazoa; Chordata; Actinopteri; Cypriniformes; Xenocyprididae. Gene Ontology annotation, molecular function: zinc ion binding; carbonate dehydratase activity.